Nasonia vitripennis (jewel wasp) is the source of this 2274-nucleotide messenger RNA. RefSeq names its product DNA-binding protein Ets97D (gene Ets97D). Gene Ontology annotation, cellular component: nucleus. Lineage: Eukaryota; Metazoa; Arthropoda; Insecta; Hymenoptera; Pteromalidae. The record is from RefSeq and is a predicted model, not a curated record. Gene Ontology annotation, molecular function: sequence-specific DNA binding; DNA-binding transcription factor activity, RNA polymerase II-specific. The coding region runs from base 137 to 1465 and encodes 442 amino acids. Gene Ontology annotation, biological process: cell differentiation; regulation of transcription by RNA polymerase II. The transcript has 6 exons.
AGUUGGCUAAUGUUGCGCGUAUACGAACAGUUUUUCACACGUUGAUUUGAGCAUUCAGUGCUUGUUCAAGAGUAUUAACGAGCUUAUAACAAACAGAACUUAUUCAGAUAUUGUUUGACUUAUUUACUUUUUAACCAUGGAUCAUAUUAACCAACGCAAAAGCUCUGAUAGAAGAAUUUUUUUCAGCUAUGACACUGAUGAAGAUUCAGACUUUUCAAUGAUGAAAAGAAUAAAAAUGGAACCAGAUGGUAUGUUAUCACAAGAAGAUGAUAUUAUGGCUCAAUUGCAGCAGGAAAGUUCUGACCUAGAAGUUGAACCAGCCUUUGCAUUAGAAGGUGCAACUAAUGGCGAUGAUUAUAACGAAGGUGUACUCAUGCAACACAUGGACAUUAGGGAGCCUUUAUCAACGCUAAGAAAUCUUUUGGAGCAGAGAAUAGGCAUUGAACUAUCGGAUUAUUCCUUUUGGUUGCAAGAUACUCAAAUGUUGGAAAGUCAUAAAAACUUAGUUGAUCAAUGUGUACAAGGGGAAGGUUUGGUCCAAGUUAAUGUUCAAAUAAGACAACCGCAACGUCGUAUAAAUAUUGUGGAUGUUCUUAAACCUGCAGAAGAUUACAUUGAUGUAGCAGAAAAUAGUUCACCAGAAGAACCUAGUUCAGAAGAAAAUAAAAAUGUUAUCAGAUGGAUGGUUGAUGCACAAUAUAAAAAAGAUCAGGAACGUUUAAAAAUUCCUGCAGAUCCAAAAGAUUGGACACAAACUCAUGUAAAGCAUUGGCUUCAGUGGGCAGUUAGACAGUUUAAUCUUGUUUCAUUAAAGUUAGCAGACUGGAAUAUAACAGGAGCUCAGCUUUGUAAUUUAACACUUGAAGAAUUUCAAACAAAAGUACCUCUAGACCCAGGUGAUGUAUUUUGGACACACUUAGAGUUACUCCGAAAGUGCAAAUUUGUUGCUGUUGUACAAAAAGAUGCAGUACCACAAACAAAUGACACCACACCAGAAAAAAGCAUAAAGCCUAAAAAUCCAAAAGCAAAUAAGCCUCGACCAAUGGUGAAUCAGCAACAACGUAUGGUUAAUGUACCAUUAGCCAAUUUGGAAUCUUCUUCUCUUGCAUUAGCUUCAUCUAGUAGGACAGUUAACAGUGGACAAAUACAACUAUGGCAAUUUUUAUUAGAACUCUUAACUGAUAGAGAACACAAAGGUGCCAUACAAUGGGUUGGAACAGAAGGAGAAUUCAAGCUCAAUCAACCCGAAGCUGUUGCACAAUUAUGGGGUGCGCGGAAAAAUAAGCCUUCAAUGAAUUAUGAAAAACUUAGUAGAGCGCUGAGAUAUUAUUACGAUGGCGAUAUGAUUUCCAAAGUUCAAGGUAAACGCUUUGUAUAUAAAUUUGUUUGCGAUUUGAAACAACUAUUAGGCUAUUCUGCUGCAGAAUUGAGUAAAUUAGUUGAUGAAGGUAGACAAUAUUUCUGAUGAAAUGAAACAUUGUUUUAAUUGUGGAAACGGGUUAUUGAAAAUGUAUACUCUUCAAAAUAACUGCGUUUUAUUAAAAAAAGACUUAGCUUGUGAAAAAAAUGGCUAGAAUAUUUUUGUAAAUAUACGUUUAAGAAAUUUCUUGAAUUCGAUUUCCAAUAAUGCACUGCUGCAGUUUCAUAAUACUCACUGAAUAACCAUUUUCCAAUCUUCAUGUAAAUAAUUUACUCACCAAAGAAUUAAAAAAACACUUGGAAAAAUUAUGCAUAAAAACGGUUAUUUGAUAACUUUAUUAAACUUGCAAAACUUCUAAAUAUUAUAUUUUCUUUUUUAUAUUUAUCGGAAGAAAAAAAUCAUUUUAUAUACCAAGCUGCGAAACCAUUUCAAAUUCUUGGAAGUAACAUAAUAUUAUUGAAAAUCCAAGCAAUUAAAUUAUCGAUAUGAACCAGUGACUCAAAAAACUACACAAAUUAAUAUUUAUUGCAAGUGCAUUUACAAAAAGUUUUGCUUAUUGUUAAAACAUUUUGAACUUUGUAGCAAAAUCUUUUAUUUUAUUUUUUUAAAUAAUAACAAAAUGUUUCCAUAAUUUUUAUUGUAAAUAUAAUGCUGUGAAAAAGUAUCAAAUCGUUUUAAAGUUCAAAUAAUUCUGUGAAAAAAAUUUCUUUUCAUUUCUGAUAGAGUUGGCAAGUAUAAUUUCUCAUAAUGUAGGUAUGUAUGUACAAUAUUUUGACCAUAUUAAUGGUAGUGAAAAUCUUUUGAAAUAUACAAUGUAAAAGUUAUGAUGAAAAUUUUAAUACUAAAAAAUAAAA